UCUCACAACUCCGGGACUUGCAAGUUUAAUAAUAUCUCCAUCAGUUCCCGGAGAAUAUUCUGGGAAUGUGCAGAAAAUGGAGGAUUGUGGACCUGGAGUUUUCCAAACUUUUGUAAAACAGUCUUCGUUGACGUUCAAUUGGACAUCGAAGCCCGACGAAUAUGUGUCACACUCAAAUUUGUCAUUUCGGAUUUACUACAAGAUGGAGGACCAUGCCUCAUACUACAGAUCGACCUACAUUUUUCCACUCUCAAAAGAUUGUCAUCUUCAUCUGGUCUCCGAAGCAGGUAGUCUCAGUCAACACGACUGUCCCUCCUCAACAACAGACUGUCGAGUUUGGUUCCCUGCCCCCCGUGAUGGUAGAGGACUCCUGGUAGAACUAAGACGCUUAAAUGUACCCUGUACAAAGGGUUACGUGCACUUUGCCCAAGGAAAAAAUGGAACAGAAGACUUAAGUGAUGCAGAUACACGUAAAUUGUGUGGAAAGCUUGAAGAACUUCCAGACCACGAACGAACAUUCUACUUCCCAGAAGCUGGGCUGACAUCACCUCCGAUGCACCUCCACGGGUCUCCUACCUUCACGGUAGCCUAUCGAUUGGUGGAUCACUGCUACAACGUCACCUUCACGAAGGCAGAAGGUCACUUUGACUUGCAACCACUUGGAGGACUGCAGUGUACUUUCCGGGUGCAUUUGCCCUACGGGAAUCGUGUUGCACUCAAACUGCAUAUGGGAGAUGGUGUAUCUAAAGAUGUUUCCCGAACCAUCCCCGACUUCCAAGACGUCCAGGACGACUCCACAACCUGCCCCGAUGGUCUCCAAGUCCAGUUACACGACGGCGAUCUCCAUUGGUCACAUUGCUCCAAUCCAGGCGACCCACAACGCACCAUCGACAUCGUCUCCAAAACAAACCGCGUCGCGCUGCUUGUUACUCGAUCCAAUUCUCCUACUGCGCAGACCGACGGUGCGUCGUCUGCGCAGACAUAUGUUUCACCGCGUCUGCGUAUGACCUACCGCGCAGAACCGGUGGAAUUGGUGGUGGGUGCGUGCGCGUUCGGUUGGGUGGCGUUGGGCGACCAGUUUUGCGUCAGCGUAGCCGAGGAGGAAGGCAAGAUGAGCUGGAGAAUGGGGGAAAAGGAGUGCGCGAAGAAAGGGGGGCAUUUGGUGAGCGUGAGGAGCGAGAGGGACCAGAAAGUGUUGGAUAGUUUGGUAGUGAAUAGCCCCGGCUAUCGAGAUUACAACGCCUACUGGAUCGGGGCCACGGACGGAGCGCACGAAGGGGAUUUUCGGUGGUCGGACGGACUGCCAUUUUCAUUUACAAAAUGGUUUCCUGGAUGGCCUCAGCAUCAGCACUACAAUCGCCAGCCCAACGACGACGGCCUCAGCGAGCAGGAUUGCGUAGAGAUGCGCAGGACCUACUCCCUACCCUCAUCCGCUAUGAGCCUAGUACCUGAGUUCAUGUGGAAUGACCGCGACUGCUCAACGCCCAACUAUUUCAUCUGCGAAAGACUCCAAAAUGACGAACCACUGGAUGAGCACUGGUCUCCCGAAUGCAACAGAUCGCUGAUUCUGUCCAGGCAGCAACCUAGAACAGCUAUUUCCAGCCCGGGGUUUCCCAGGCAUUAUCCAGACAACGCCGAUUGCGAUACGCACAUUGUUUCACCUCCAGGAUAUAGAAUAGUUCUUGAUUUUGAUGAAUUAGUGAUAGAAAAUGAACCCACAUGCAGCUACGACUACUUAGAGAUUCUGGAAAACAAUUUCAACAGUUCCAACGUUUCAGCAUCUCCAGGAAGAAGAAUUUGUGGUGACUGGAGUCUCAAACUUAAACUUCUCAGAUACGUUAGUCAAGGUUCCAAAAUAACACUGCGUUUCAGUUCUGACUACUCUCACCAUUUUGGAGGUUUUAAAGCCAGAGUUUCCAUGGAGAGCGCUAUGCAUUGUGGUGAUGACAGACUAGUCAUGUUCAAUGACGAUUGCUACUUGGUAGUGAACUAUCCAGAAGUGACCUGGCAUACAGCUCAGCAGGUUUGCCACGGUAUCAAGUCGAGUUUGGCUUCGGUAUUGACUCCGGAAGAAGCCAGAUUUAUAUCAACUGCUAUAAGGAAGAAUCCAGAGUACAGGACCAGCGCUAUAUACUGGUUAGGAGGUAAAGCAGAACCAACCAAAGAGUUUGGUUGGAUGGACAACAACAAAAUGGACUUUCAAGGUUGGAUGCCAGGAAAGAAGCCCACAGAAAACGACUUGGUUGAAGAGGAAGUGAGAUGUUUAGCAAUACAAUGGACACCAUCUCCCGCUCCAGCCACACCAAGUGGACUUUACUGGCAAGCCAGAGGUUGCAACCAAGUGGGAGGCUACGUAUGCAAGAGAAAACGAGAAGCUUUGGAUUCACGAAUUAAUUUCAACAGAACAUUGAAUGCUUCUGAAGGAACACUAACCACACCAAAUUAUCCCAAAAACUACUACAACAACCUGGAUUUUUUAGUGCGUAUCGUAGGUCCAGAACGUUCCAGGCUCAAAAUCAGAUUUCACAAGAUUGACAUCGAAUCUCAACCUGACUGUCUCUACGACUAUGUCGAGCUGAAAUCGGUGACCAAAGGAGUUGACAGAUCAACAGAUGACAGGAAGAAGUUGUGUGGCAGUCACAGCAGUCAGAUGCAACGGUUUAAUUUUGUAUCUCAAGCAAACGAAGUUGAAGUUAGAUUUCAUUCGGAUUAUUCAAUUACUGGCAGUGGAUUUUCUCUUGGCUGGCAUUUCGUGGACGUAUCAGCCUGUCCCACGCAAACCCUGACAGCCCGCGAAGGAACUAUAACCAGUCCAAACUACCCAGAUGGUCUGCUAUCCCAUCUGGAUUGUUCAGUCAUCAUCCAGGCAGCUCCUGGCAAGAAAUUGUGGCUAGAAUUCACAGAUGCUGAUCUGGAAUCAAACAAUAGCGAUCGGAAAAGUUUGAAUAGGGAGGCAAUUCUGGAACUGCAAUUAGGAAAAGGACUCGAAUAUUUCGAACCAUUUCAGGUGGAUAGUUUGUUGACAGAAGGAUGUUAUGUUUCUAUUGGUGAACAGUUAAAAAUAAGACUAAAAACAGGACCGAAACCUAGAGGGAGAGGUUUUCAGGCCAUCUACAAGACUUUAGACGAAUUUUCCUUAAAAGAAAAAGUCGUUAUGCUAGCCAAUGAUACUUCAGGUCAACUUCUUCAUCUUAACUAUCCACAAAACACUCCAGAAAACGUCGAACUACUACAACGCUUCAUAGCACCUUUAGGCCACAUAAUAUCCAUGGCAUUCCACGCCGUCAAGCUAAGCGACCACACCUGUGACGACAACAGAGGCACCAUCGAAGUCUUCGACAACUAUUCUGACGUCAACGGUACACUUUGGAGGUUAUGUUUCGAGAAAUACCCCUCAGAACUACCGCCUGUCCAUAUCAAGUCGUUUUUGAACAGUGUACAGCUGCGUCAGAAGUCGGAUAGUCACGGGAACUCACUGAAUGGCACUUUGAAGGUUUUGAGGGAUAAGGAGUAUGUGAAGAAGUUGAUCGGUUAUAGGAACAGGGGUGUUGAAUCGUGCAGGCCGAAUCCGUGUCAAAAUGAGGGAAAAUGCGUUAACAAGAAGUCCAAGAAGAUGUGUCAGUGUGUAGGGCAUUUUACAGGGUUGUUCUGCGCGGUGACCCAAUGUGAUUUGGAACCUUGCGUCUUCGGAACUUGUGAACUGACCAAUACCAGCUACAAAUGUCACUGUCGAUCGGGGUAUUCCGGUCCCACCUGUGAACAAAAACGAAAACCUUGUGAAGGGAAUCCAUGUGAGAGCAGAGGAAUGUGCAUAGAGAAGGGAGAUGGGUUUCAGUGUAGAUGCCACGCCUGGUGGGAAGGUGCGAGAUGCGAGAAAAAGAUGCUUCGCAUUCCUUACAAGCCUCUCAGUGAGAGAAUGUUGCACGAACCAUUUUGGCUUGGUUUGAUGACGGUUUUCGUCGUUAUGGGAGUUAUCGGAUUGGUGUGGUGUGCCAAAAGGCAUUUUCCGGAGAAAAUCGAAAAAUUGUUGGCUGAGGAUGACAACAGAAAUAGAAUCCACUCGCUGCGCAGCACUUCGGUCCGCGAGCAGCUGGCCGCCGCGUCCGCCGCCUCUGUGGCUCCUCCCGGCACCACCGCCCCCUCCCCCGGCUCCGGAACCUCCUCCGCCGCCGGCAACCCCCGGUCACUCUUCGGCCGCCUGGGUAUCCGCAAGCCGUCCAUCCUCAGCCUGACCAGCCCACACGCCGCGGCCGGGGUCAGCGGCUACUCGCCCGCCACCGCCCGAACCUUUAGCUUGGACGAUUUACUAAAACCCUCGCCCCGACGCACACCAUCGCCGAAAAAGAAACGCAACAACUCCACCCCGACCAAGAAGAACGUAGCCGAAAAAAAGCAGAUCCUGCAGCAGCUCAUCUCGCCGGUGGGCAAACAGGCUUCGAAGAAAGUAAGUCUGGGUGAGCUAAUUCAUUUGAGCGAGCACAAGAAUAACGGCGCCCACUCUGCCCCCUCCGUAGUGAUCCGCGAGACCAAGUUCACAGAGGGAGAGGCCGCUAUGAGCGUCCUCAACGACCCCAAGCUAGAGAAGAAGGUCACCUUUGCAAGAUUACUGAACAAGGUUUCGGCAGAGAUGAGCUCGGGAUCCGAUAUGGAGUCUGGACUUCGGAUUUGUCGACCUGGAGCGAACUUUUCCAGACCUUCAAGUACGCCACCAUCACCUAGUGUUAUUAAUAGAAGCCCGAAUAGUACUUCAAGCAAUCAGGGAAGCGAUUCGUUUACUAGUUCCGAACUAGCCAUUCCGAGCGCGCUUAGUUCAAGCAUUUCAGACUUGCUCGGGGGUAGAAGAAUGAAUAAAGGUGUUCCUGUGGGCAAACAAAAGCCAGCAAGUGCUGAUUCGAUCCUUGCAAUGUUUAGAAACUUUUCAUCUAGUUCUGCAGGAAUUAACUUACCUCCUUCACUAAAGCUUUCACCUUCAACCACACCAACAGCUUCAACACCUCACGACGACAUAGUAGGAGACGACGAAUCAUCAUCCUCUUCAGCACAUACCCCUGUUUCAUACUCCAGCGGAGUUUCAGAAAGCCCAGUCCUUGUUCCACACCUCGGUACCAUAGAAGUCCCUGUCCUGGAUUCAUUAAGCGCUCACAGACAGUCAUCAAACUCCGGGAACCUUCUUCACCCUCCGACGAUUCUCUUGGAGAUACCGAGCACAAUCAGCAAGUGCCUUUCGCCGAUUAGGGAGAUGCCUACGCCACUGCCUUCGCCGGCUUUGACACCUGUCAUGCGCCGAAGUCAGUCGCCGGUAGCUAGGAGAGCCGCGGCGGCUGCGCUGGAGAGUCAGGGUAGUAGGGAGGAGCAUAUAUCUGUGGAGAUACCGGGGGUGUCUGUGAGUACGAGUGAGGACGAGGACUUGCAGUGUCCGGUGAUCGCGGUGGAUCCGCAGGCCGAGGACGGGCUGAUUUUCGAGGAGGCUGUGGCGAUGCAGCAGCAGAGUGCCUUAUACAAGACGAAGAUUCGACCUCCGCCUCUGGGCCAAAUCAACGACCAAGAACCCACCAAACCGACAUUGCCACUCAUCAUCCCCACCUUAACCAUCGAAACACCCUCCCCCACUCGAAAAACUCCCACCCUGUUACUUCCGGGCUCACCUCCUCCCCAAAGAGGCUACCCACAUCACAUGGAUCAGUUUCCGUUCCCUGGACCCAUCAAGAACAAUCGAAAAAUGUUCAAGAACCUCGACAAACCAACCUCACUCGACCUACCAAAUGCUCCACCUCUUAUUACCAUCACCUGCAACCUCAGUGAGGCGGAAUCAGACGCAGAACCUGCCUCACCCGCUGUGAAGUUACCAGGACACCACGGAGGGCCUCCUGGUGGCAUGACGUACCUCAGUCCCUUCUCAAUGGCACAUCGAGGAGACCAACACGCCUCAGAAUCAAAUUUGAGUUCGUCAGGGUACAGUUCUAUGGCCAGUCCUGGACCUUCACGCUGUGGAUCGAAUAAUCCCCUUUGUCCUUCCGAAAUGGAGGAUCAAGGACCUUCAGGAUCAGGUGCAUGUCUCAGAAGACAGUCGGUGGAUCCGGUGAUAAAGAAUCCAGCGACUCAGCAGUGUGGCGAAUCGAAUACAAACCAAAAAGGCGAACAACGAAGAGGGAGAUCAGAUUCUGAAACCCUAUCGGAUGAUCCUUUGCUUGAAUCUAAUGAUGAAGGCAUUGGAACUGAUCAUAUUGAUGAGAAAAUUGAUGAAGGAGAGGUAAAAAGUGCUAAGGAACUUGAAGUGUUUAUGUCAGUAGAAGGAGAAACAAAAACACUUCUGGAUUUACCACUUUUACCUAUAGUAACGACCACUACUCGAAACACUAAGUGUCUGAGCAUAGAAGAAUCAAUGGAUAGGUUAUUUCCUCCUGUUUCAGCACCUAAUUGUAAAAUCUCUCUCCAAUUACCUUCUAUAGUAGUUCAACAACUGGAAGCACCAGAAAAAUACCUGAGCCCGAUGAGUUCCCGCAGCGAAAGUCCUUUAAGUGACAGGACAACAGGAUUGGGACGAUUUUCACCACUAUUUUACAGUAAAUCCAAAGAUCUUCUACCUUUUACGGACUCAGACGGACUGUAUGAUUUCCCUAGUUCAGACAAAGUAAACGUUACAAGUAUCAGUCAGCACAAAAAAGCUGGAAGAAAACGAGAAAAACGAUCUACAAGGACAUGCAAGACUCCGAGUCCUACGAAGCAACCUUUAGGGAUAUCCUGGCUGAAUCACCUGGAUGUUCCAAGUAAAGAUGCCUUUUUUAAGGUACCGCCUCCAAGGAAAUUGAGUCCUAAAAGGAGGUUAGCCAGGACACAAGUCGUUAACUCGUCAUCGAGUAGCGAUAGUGUAUCGUCUACAAGGGAAGUAAGGCUGACGUCAUCAAGUCCCAGUCCAGAUAAGCGUUGGUCAUCACCUGUGGGAUGGUUAGAUCAGAAACACGCAAGAUCUCUGGAUAUAUCUGCCGAAGAUAAGGAUGAUUCAAAUCCCAGCUCGCCAAUGCUAUCCAGAUCAUUGGACUUUCCCAGGAAACCACCCAAGUAUCAGAAGCUGAACCGUCUCAGGGCGAUCAGCAACCAAAUUCGGUUCCUCAAGAGGCUGGAGCAGAGUCUAAAGAGACGCGAUCGCGUUGCCAGCUCUAAUUCCAACACUAGCGAGGAUGACGAGGAUGAGGAGGUGCCCAUGGUGACAUCUCCCCUCCUCCAACAACCCAGAGGACCCAAAAUCGAAAUCCGCAAAAGCAGCAGUAUCGGAAGACUCCAAAGUACCACCAGCAAAAACGGCAAAGGUACCAAAUACAAAAAAUGCGACUCGAUGCAGGAACGCAGCUGGCCCAAGGAAGUACUGACCAAGAACGGUCACUCGGAAUGAUGUCCGCUGCUACGCCUGACCUAACAAGCAUACGUUAUAUAAGCAUUCUCCACGAGUUGCCCGGGUCUCCUGAAGGUUACCCAGGUCACAAAGCUCAAUCAUAAUUCGUUCAUCGAAGUUUUAACUAGGCUUAAAAUAUUUAUUUUUGAUUAGAGAAUAUUUUAUUUGCCAUUUUAAGUGUGAAAUCGUUCAUCGUCGUACAAAAUAGGUCAUCAAUUUUCAUAUAACGUCAAAAAAUAAUGUAUUUUCGGGCGAUUCUUAUGAAAAUUGCUGAUCUAACAAUGUCAAUCAUGACCCACUCACCUAGAUCAUAUAUACUGACGUGGAUAAGUAAAUCACUAUUGAAACUGUCGCAAACAU
Molecule: messenger RNA, 7750 nt
Organism: Sitophilus oryzae (rice weevil)
Lineage: Eukaryota; Metazoa; Arthropoda; Insecta; Coleoptera; Curculionidae
Exons: 23
Coding region: 77-7390 (2437 amino acids)
Molecular function (GO): serine-type endopeptidase activity
Source: RefSeq, a predicted model, not a curated record